This is a messenger RNA of Marmota monax (woodchuck), 6658 nucleotides long. RefSeq names its product meiosis specific nuclear structural 1 (gene Mns1). The record is from RefSeq and is a predicted model, not a curated record. Gene Ontology annotation, biological process: cilium organization. Lineage: Eukaryota; Metazoa; Chordata; Mammalia; Rodentia; Sciuridae. Bases 93 to 1580 code for a protein of 495 amino acids. Gene Ontology annotation, cellular component: motile cilium. The transcript is spliced from 11 exons.
ACCGCGUAAACACUGGAGCGCGCGGUCCAGCCAGUGUCCUUCUACCUGGUGGAGCCUGCGUUUGCAGAAAGGUGGUGGCUGUGGGAGCCAAGAUGGCUACCCCAAAGAGAACUUUGAAUUUUAGUGAAAGGCAUCAGAAAUUAGUAGAUGAAAACUUUCGUAGAAAUUUGGAUAUUAAAGCACUAAAAGAGAUGCAGACUCAAAUCAGCAAGCAAAUGGAGAAGAAUAAAACUGAUGACAGUAUUGAGUGCAGGAGAUUCCUCAGAUUAUUACAGAAUGAACAGUACGAGUUGGAUAUGGAAGAAGCCAUCCAAAAAGCAGAAGAAAACAAGAGAUUGAGGGAACUCCAGCUUGAACAAGAAGAAAAAUUGGCUCUGGAAUUGGCAAAAUUAAAACAUGAAAGUCUAAAGGAUGAAAAGAUGAGACAACAAGUAAGAGAAAACAGUAUUGAGCUCAGAGAAUUGGAGAAGAAAUUAAAAGCAGCUUACAUGAAUAAAGAAAGAGCAGCCCAGAUUGCUGAGAAGGAUGCCAUUAAAUAUGAGCAAAUGAAACGUGAUGCUGAAAUAGCCAAGACCAUGAUGGAAGAGCACGAGAGAAUGAUGAAGGAAGAGCAUGCUGCCGAAGACAGAAGAAACAAAGUGAAAGCACUGUACUGUCUUGACUUGGAGAAACAACUGGAAGAACAAGAGAGAAAAAAGCAGGACGCUUACGAGCACUUGCUGAAAGAGAAACUCAUGAUUGAUGAAAUUGUUAGGAAAAUCUAUGAAGAAGAUCAAAUGGAGAGACAACAAAAAUUAGAAAAAAUGAAUGCAACUAGAAAAUAUAUUGAGGAGUUUCAGAGAGAGCAGACUAUCUGGAGAAACAAGAAACGUGAGGAGAUGGAAGAAGAAAACAGAAAAAUCAUAGAGUUUGCCAACAUGCAGCAGCAAAGAGAAGAACAUAGGAUGGCAAAAGUUCAGGAAAAUGAGGAAAAAAGGCUGCAGCUUCAGAAUGCGCUGACUCAGAAAUUGGCGGAAAUGCUGCGGCAACGUGAAGACCUGGAACAAGUACGACAGGAAUUAUACCAGGAAGAACAAGCUGAAAUAUACAGGAGGCAACUAAGAGAAAAAGUAGAAGAGAAAUUGAGAAAGCAGAGAGAGUUGAAGCAAGAUUUUGAAGAACAAAUGGCUUUGAAGGAAUUAGUAUUACAGGCUGCAAAAGAAGAAGAGGAGGCUUUUAGAAAAACAAUGCUAGCUAAACUUGCUGAGGACGACCGAAUAGAAUUAAUGAAUGCUCAGAAACAAAGAAUGAAGCAACUGGAACAUAGAAGGGCUGUGGAAAAACUUAUUGAAGAACGUCGCAACCAAUUUCUUGCAGACAAGCAACGUGAGCUGGAAGAAUGGCAGUUACAGCAAAGAAGACAAGGUUGUAUUAACAAUAUUAUUGAGGAAGAAAGGCUAAAACUUCUCAAAGAACAUGCUACAAAAUUAUUAGGAUAUCUCCCUAAGGGAAUAUUUAAAAAAGAGGAUGAUAUUGAUAUGCUUGGUGAAGAGUUUAGGAAAGCAUAUCAGAAAAGGAAGGAAAUUUGUGAAGAAAAGUGAUACCAUCAAACUUGGAACAGUGAGAAGAAUUCCUAUCCUUUAAAUGAUUGGUAUGAUUCAGCAGUGAAACCAUCAGUGCUUUUCUUUGGAGACACUCAUUAUUGGUCUGUUAAGAUUUUGUUUCUUCAUAAUUGCUUUAGUCAGCUUUUUCAUCACUGUGACCAAAACAUCUGACAAGAAUAAGUAGAGGAAGAAAAGUUUAUCUUGGUGGAAUCCUCCAUGAUCCCCUUAAUUCUAGCAUCUUGCAUUCCUGCAGAACCACACAGUUGAUGCCAAGAUCUCCUGCCAUCUUGAGCAGUAGUCUCUAAGGACUGUGGUUGUAAGCAGCCUGAGUGGCUGAGCAAGGUGAAACUACUUCCUAGUCCCACCCCCACCCUGCAAGCAGGGUUCUCGCAGGGUUUCUUCUCAAAAGAACUUUUGCAUCCUUGAGCCUGACAUGGUUGUCAUCUUGUCAAUUUCUGAGAUAUCCUCAGAACAUCAGUCUUUCCUGUUGUUUCUGAGUACUUACCAGUGUCUCUUUAAUGACCACACCUUCCUUAGCCCCAGUUUUACUCACACUUCUCUGACCAAGUUUUUCAAAUCUUUGCUUUCUGCUCCUAAUUAUCACAGUAAACUUGGUUAAAAGCUGCCAGUAAUAUCCAUGCCACUGCCUGAAUACUGUGCUGCCUUGAAAUUUCCUCCAUCAGAUUAAUUAGUCCAUUAUUUUAAAUUCAGCCUCACAAAGACUCUUAGAACAUGGGCAAAAUGUAGACAACUUUUUUAGACUGUAGUUUAAUUUCCAGUAGAAUCGUUCUCUGAAACCUCAUGAGCCCAAUCUUUACUCUCCACUGUCCUGUGGACAUUCUAGUCUUAUGAAACCCCACCAGAUUCACCCAUUAAGCUUUGCUUAUAACACUUAAAGUUUUUCAGUUUGCAUCUCCAAACUUUAGCAAAUUCCACCCUCCAAGAAUUAGCUCCAAAUGCUUCCAAACCAUGUGACCAGGUUAGUCACAUCAAUGACCCUACUUCUCAGUACCAAUUUCUGUUUUAAUCAGUAUUUUUGGCUGCUAUAACCAAAAGAGCUGACAAGAACAAUUUGAGAAAAAGAAAAUUUUAUUUGGCUGAUGGUUUCAGAGGUCUCAGUCCAUAGAUGGCUGGUUCCGUAGCUCUGGGCCCAAGAAGAGGUUGGACAUCAUGGCAGAGAGUAUGGUGAAGGAAAGCAACUCAGAACAUGGCAAUUAGGAAGCAGAGAAUUCUGCUCACCAUGGACACAAUAUAAACCCCAAAGGCCCAGUGACCUGUCUCCUCCACCCAGUUGAUCCAUAUCAGAGGAUUAAGCCAUUAUUCCUCUCAUAAUCCAAUUGUUUCAUCUCUGAACAAUGGGAACACCUCAUAUCUAAACCAUAAAUAACAAUAAUUCAAUCAUAGUAGGUUGUGUGCAUCCAGAAAUUUAUUUCUUGUAACUUAUCCAACUUGGUGUCAUAUAACUAUUAGUCUCAUGAUCCUUUUUAAUGUCUUUUUCAUCUGAUUUUGAAUCUUUUAUUCAACUUUAGUCUUGUUCAAGUUUAGAUAACUGUAAUCUUUUCCAAAACCAACCUUUUUUUUUUUCAUUAAUUUUUUGCACAGGUUGAUUAUCCAUUAUCUGAAAUGCUUUGGACCAGAAUAUUUUCAUAUAUAAUAUCUUGGAGGUGAAACUCUAUCCUAAACAUGAAAUACAUUUUAUAUUCCAUAUGCACAUACCCUGAAGGCAAUUUCUUACAGUAUUUUUAGCAUAACUAUGUUUUAACUACAACCUGUCACAUUAAGUGUUUUUCGUUUUUGGCAUUAGGUCAGACAAAAUGUCUUGGAUUUUGGAGGAUUGAUGAUUUUGGAUUUUUAGAGUAGGGAUAUCCAACCUGGCUCAUUUUCCUAGUUCCAGUUUCCCUUAUGUCUGAUCUUUAUUAUUUCCUUUCUUGUACUAAUUUUGAAUUGAGCUUGUUUUUUCUAAUUCCUUGAGGUGCAAUUUUGGUGUUUUGAACUAUUUCCUUUUUGAAAUACGCAUUUAUUGCUUUGAACUUCCCUUAGAAAUGCUUUAGUUUUCAUUUUUCCUCUCAAAUUCAAAAUUUACCUUUUCCUCACUGAUUGCUGGUUAUUCAGGAGCAUAUUGUUUAACUUCCGUGUAUUUGUAAAGUUUCUGAAGUUCCUUCUGUUACCAAUUUAUAGUUUUAUACCAUUGUGGCUAAAAAAAGAUACUUGAUGUAAUUUUAUUAAAAUUUGUUUUGUGGACUAAUGUGAUCUAUCCUGAAGAAUGUUUUAAGUGCACUUAAAAAUACGUAUUUUGUUCUUGGAUGGAAUUUUGUUUUUUAGAAGUGAAACAUUCAAUGUUUGAUUUUUCUCUCAAUUUAUCCAUUAUUGAAUGUGGGUCAUUGAGGUCCUACACCAUCUUUCCCUUCAGAUCAUUUAAUAAAAACUGCUAUAUGUAUUUAGGUGCAUACAUAUUUGACAAUUUCUUAUUAAUGCUCUUGAUAUUACAUAAUGACCUUUGAAUCUAGUUUGUGUCUAAUGUGUACUUUGACAUAACUAUCCUAGUUCUCUCUGUAUGAAAUAUGUUUUUGCCAUCCCUUUACUUUGUGUACAUCCUGAGUCUUACAGGAAGUGUACGGGUGGAUUUUGUUAUUUAUCCAUUUAGCUCCUCUUAUUUGGAAAAUUUAAUCCAUUAACAUUCCAGAUGAUUAUCAUCAGCAUUUACUACUACUGUUUUGUGAUUCUGCUUUGUUGAUCUUCCACUCUUAGGGCCUUUGUGGCUGAGUAAUGUUCUCUAAUUGCAUGUGUUUUUUUUUUGUUGUUUUUUUAAAUUAAUUUUUUAUUUAUAUAUGACAGCAGAAUGCAUUACAAUUUUUAUUAUACAUAUAAAGCACAAUUUUUCUUUUUUCCCCCCAGUGGUGGUGCAGGGGAUUGAACCCAGGGCCUUAUACAUGCUAGGCAAGCACUCUACCAACUGAGCUAUAUCCCCAGCCUCUAAAGCACAAUUUUUCAUAUCUCUGGUUGUAUACAAAGAAUAUUCACACCAAUUUUUGUUUUCAUCCAUGUAAUAAUGUCAAUCACAUUCCAUUAUCAUAAUUGUAUGAUUUGAUUCUUUUUAUUUUUAGUGUACUACAGGCUUUUGCUUUGUGAUUAUUAAAGAGACUUGCACAUCUCAUAAAACAGGUUAUUAUGUUAAACUGAUAACUUUGAUCACAUAAUCCACUUUAUAUAUUUGAUGUCAGAUUACAUCUUUGUGCCUAUUUACAUCUCAGGCUUAACAAAUUAAUACUUUUAAUUUUGCUAGUAAACCUUCUUCAUACUAAACAUACGUGAUUUAUAUAUUCCACCAUUACAGUCCUCAUUGGCUCUGGUGGUAUUAGGAGCACUUAUAGCAGGCCCACUUCAGUAAAUCCCAACACUGGGCAGAUGUCCCCUUGACUCCUAGUACCAUUUAGGAAUUCACAGUCCCUGCAAGACAGACAAGUCUGCUAGCCAGCGCAGCAGCCUUAGAUUAUGUACAGACCUCAUCAGUAGGCAGACAGACCUCAGUGCCUGUAGGUUUCGGGUGCCAAAUAUUUCACCUGUGGGAAGGAUCACUGGAGAGUCCUAUUCUACCAUUUGCUCCAUCUCCCAGGAUGUAAAAUAUUUUUAAGUGCAGUUGUAAAAUAUCAAAAAGGUCAUAAGAAAAAAAUUAAAAAUGGUCAUAAGAAAUAGAUUAAAAAAUUCUUGCUGCUUUAUUUUAUACAAUAUUUCCUUUUUCAUUAAUAAUUACAUAUGAGAAAGUUUUAUAGCCCCACAUCUAAUUAGGAAAUCUUUGAAGAUUUUUGUGAAACUAAAAAGUUUUAACUUUUUAAGUUAUAAAGACUAAUUGAAGUAGAUCAUUCAUGAAUUGCCCCAUUCAAGUGCCUUCAUAAAUUCUUCUUCAGUGAAAGAUAGCAUCUUGGCAGCUUCAAUGUGCAUCUGUUUAAAAAGAAAUCAAUAUUGUCUGACUUAAUAUUGAGUAGACCUUAAAAAGGAAAGUGGGAGUACUAUGAACUCCUUUCUUCCCACUACAUAUUAAGAGCAAGGAACAACAGUGAUUUGGAAUUAAAGUUCUUUAAGGUUUGAAAAGGAAAAUAGUCACCUAAAUAGUUAUUGUUAUAUGUGAUUCUAUAUUUGGCAAAUAUUUGUACCAGUCCCAUUUUCCAUGUAACUAAUUUACUUGCAUGAUAUAUUAUACAAGCUUAUGUAUAAUAGAUUUUAUUUAGAUAAAAAUUUGUCUAAGGAUACCAAAAUGUAACAAAGUAAAACUCUAAUACAAAGGUCCAGAUAAUAUCUAUAAUCCGUCAUUGAUACUCACCUUCUGCCUUUUUAAAACAUCAAUUAAUUUUAAUUGUUUCUUAAACCCUAUUAUUAAUUCUCCUUUUUGUUUUUCUAGCUUCUUGUUUUCUGAUUUUAACAUUUCAAUUUUUUUGUGUUCUUCAUUUGCUAUAUCCUACAAAAGAAAAAUUUCUAGUAUGUAAUCUUUAUAUUUCUUUGAAGUAAAUUAUUUCACAUCAGUAAUAAAAAUUAUUUUUAACUGAAAUAUACAUGUACAUAAAAUUUUCUUUGUAUUACCAAAUUACUGGAAUUUGAUAGCUUUAAAUCAUGGUCAGGUCAUAUUAUAAACUUGUAUUGAAUGAACUCUGGACAGUUAACAAAUAUUUGAACCCCAAAAAUACAUUUCAAGGCAUAGAUGAGUAAUCACUACUAAGCAAAAUAUGAUCUUUAAAGGAUAUACUGGUUGAAGACCUCAUUUACCUAGUUUUUCCUGAAUGUACUUAACCAGUUCAUGGGUUCACAGGGAUAGACCUCAAACAAAAACAGUAGUCUUGUUGGACUAAUAGUACUGCCAGGAUGGUACAAAUUUCUAUGUGGAAAUCCUUUAAAAAGCCCUUGAAAUCUGCAUACAUACAGGGAACAGGUAUAGUCUAAAAACUUAGCAGAGAAUUCAUGCACUGCUCAUAAGGGAGACUAGAUCAUAGUAAAAUUGUCUUAUACAAUGCAAAAUCUCUCUGUAUUUGAAAUACUGAAAUGUUUACUCUUUCAUAUAAUAAUAAAAUGAUACCAAAAGGAAA